Plutella xylostella (diamondback moth) is the source of this 1318-nucleotide messenger RNA. Its product is annotated as RAS oncogene family member Rab18. Gene Ontology annotation, molecular function: GTPase activity; GTP binding. The record is from RefSeq and is a predicted model, not a curated record. Lineage: Eukaryota; Metazoa; Arthropoda; Insecta; Lepidoptera; Plutellidae.
CAGUGGCAUUUUAUGUUCUGUCAAAAUAAUUGUUUUCUUUCUAUUUUAUACUGUAUUUCCGUGGUUUUUGUUUUAUUAAACAGUGAAUUCCUUCUAAAUACGAAAAAUAUAAAACUGCUACUACCUAAAGCAAGAUUACAAGGACUAAUAGGGUACAUAAUUGCCAAAGUUUUGUGGUUAUCGUGACUUCCUUUUGCGCAACAAGGAAUUGUAGUAAUUUUCAUAUUUACAUUGUACAAAACAAGUUAACGAAGGCGAAAUUAACUUCAAAAUGGAUUAUGUUACAACACUCAAGAUAUUAGUGAUUGGAGAGAGCGGUGUUGGAAAAUCUAGCAUAAUUUUAGCUUUUACAACUGGUGAUUACAAUACAGCAUUCCCGGCAACCAUUGGAGUGGAUUACAAAAUGAAAGUGAUGGAAGUUAAUGGGGUCAAAGUUAAACUCGGUAUUUGGGACACGGCUGGCCAAGAGAGAUAUAGAACUCUUACCUCAAGUUUUUACAGAGAUGCCCACGGAGCAAUAUUAGUGUAUGAUGUAUCGGAACCAAAAUCACUGGCGAAACUGCAAGAGUGGGUUGAGGAAUUGCAAGUGUACUCCACAAAGAAAAACAUUGUGAGCCUAGUUGUUGGCAAUAAAAUUGACAAGCCCCGAGCGGUGACCCGAGCGCAGGGGCAGGAGUUCGCACAGAAACACAGGAUGCUGUUCAUAGAGAGCAGCGCCAAGACCAAGGAAGGGAUAGAACUGGCGUUUGAAGAACUUGUGCAGAAGAUAAUCGAGACCCCCGGCCUCUGGGAGACGGGUCCAACCAACUCCAACAUCCGCAUCGGAGACUCAGAGGAGGCAAGGAGACAGCAACAGUCCUCGUGUUACGAUUAUACUUGUACCAUAUAAGAACUUUAUCGCACCGGCUUUUUGACCUUAGUAUAAUAGUCUGUCUAGGUAUGUAUAUUUUUGUGUAAAAGAUUUUAUGAUUCGUUGUGUGCGUGAUUUUAUACACUCACGAGCAAUGAUAAGUUGUAAUGACAAUAGCACUAAAUUAGUACUAAACGGUAAAAUCUAGAUGAAACGGUAUGCAAUAUUGACAUUUAACAGCGCAUCAGAAUAUUCAUAAAAAAAAACGUACCUAUAUAUUUUGAUUGAAUUAAUAAUUUGGGUAAUUUGUAAGUGGAACUUGCUACCUACAUUGCUCGUAUUCACUUCAAUAAGUUUAGUGAUUUGUUUUUUUACCAUUUAUUUGUGAUACUUCUUAUCUUAUUAUUGCUUGCGUUUGUAAAUAGUGUAAGUUUGUAUUUAAUAUUAAAUAAAUUUCUAUCGGGAAAA